AAAUUCUGUUAUUAAUUGGAGGUUAUAAAUAGCCUACCUAACUACUGUAAUAAUUAGUUAGUUAGUUGCUUUCAUUAUUAGCAGAUGUAAACACUUUCUCUCUCAAUAAAAUCCUCUCUUCUUUCUCUCUCUAUACAAGCUUCUCUAAUGGCAGACUUGGAAUUUUGAAAUGGUAUCAGAGCAGCGAUUUCGAUCCUAGGAUUGCUUUUCUUGUCUUCCGCUUUGUUCCAGUUGAUUAAGGAUGUUCUUCAACCCUUUUUGAGUUGUUUGUUUUUCUUGGUUUUUUUAUUUGAUUGGAUUGUUUGGUCUUAUAUCUUCUGGGUUGCUGUUGUUGAGAAUUUGAAGAACUAUAGUUGAAAUUAGUUGAUUCUUGUGUUUACAAGUUCAUUGAAAUUGAAGAAAUACGAUUGAUUGAAGGAUUAUUUGUUCGAUAAUUCGGCUUAUUUGAUUAGCAAUAGGGUUUUUCUUUUCGAAAAUUCGUACCCUAGAAUAAUUGGUUGAUUGAUUUCCUUGGUUGGAGUUUGUUAGAUUUCUGAUUGAUUAAGUUGAAACGGCUGGAGAACAAUUUUCUGAUAGUCAGAAUAGAAUUUUAGAGUUGACCAAGGAUCCUAGCUCGAUCUAUUACAUACACCCAUCAGAUAAUAAUGUUCAUAAGUUCAUUUCUGAGGUUUUUGAUGGUGAGAAUUAUGCUUCUUGGAAGAGGUCGAUGGUAAUUGGAUUGUCUACUAAGAACAAGCUUAGCUUUGUAGAUGGUAGCUUGUCAGUCCCAUUAAGUACAGACACAGCUUAUAGAGCAUGGGUAAGAUGCAAUGAUCUUGUGAUUGGUUGGAUAUUGGGGGUGCUUGGACCAGUUACCAAGAAGAGUGUGUUCUUCUACAAAUCUACUAGAGAAAUAUGGCAGGAUCUAGAGGAGAGGUAUGGUCAGGUGUCCUCAACAGAGUUAUAUGGAAUUCAAGAGGAAAUUUCAGCUGUACAUCAAGAAACUGAAGAAAUUGAUGAAUUCUUUGCCAAGAUCAAGGUCUUAUGGGAUCAACUAGAUGAUGUGAACCCUAUUCCAGUAUGCACUUGCAGUGGGUGUGUGUGUAAUCUGACAGGAAAAUUCUUAAAGAUUCAACAAGAUUCAAGACUGCUGCAGUUUCUGAUGAAGUUAAAAGAUGAAUAUAAGCAAGUUAGAAGUAAUAUUUUGAUGAUGCAACCACUUCCUACUCUUACUUUGGCUUACAGGAUGCUAUUACAAGAACAGAAGCACAAACAAAUCAGUGAUCACAACACUACUUCCACAGAUGGUUUUGCUUUUGCUGCAGACAGAAGGAAAUUCUAUGAUAAUAAAGGUUUUAACAACAACAGACCUGGCUAUCAAUCCUACAACAACAACAGAAAUAGAGGUGGUUUUCAAGGAAAAAAUGUGAGAAACAGUUACAAAGGAAACAUGUCUGUUUUGUUCUGUGAUCACUGUAAGAUGACAGGACAUUUGAUUGACAGAUGUUUUAAGCUCCAUGGGUAUCCAAAUGAGCAGAAGGGUAAUCAUGGUCAGAAGAGGUUUGCUAAUAUGGCUCAGGGUGAGAGUUAUUUUGGUUUUGAUGACAGUGGAGAUGAUAAUAUUACAACAACUUUUUCAAGGGAUCAGUACAACAAGUUCAUGAACUAUCUUGAUAAUUCUCAGGAAGGAACAGUGGUUGAAAAUACUCAGGAACAGAAAACUGAAGAAUAUGUCCCAAGUACUUCCAGAGCUGCAUAUUUUGCAGAUAAUAUCCCCUUUGAGAGGAAUCUUGAAGAUAGCUUUCAUCUAGCCUCUACAGUAAGUAAUAAUAAUAAGGAAUCUUCUUGUACUCCCAAUAAUGAUGCAUUGGCAUCUUAGGUUAGGACAUCUUCCUUUUAAGCACU
Messenger RNA from Chenopodium quinoa (quinoa), 1884 nucleotides. RefSeq lists its product as uncharacterized. Lineage: Eukaryota; Viridiplantae; Streptophyta; Magnoliopsida; Caryophyllales; Amaranthaceae. The transcript has 2 exons. The record is from RefSeq and is a predicted model, not a curated record. Bases 707 to 1858 code for a protein of 383 amino acids.